AUGAAUGUCUCCGAGUCCGAACAUCAUGAGGGAAUGGCCAUGUCGGCCAUAUUCCGCGGUGGCACGCAGAUCACGCUGUUUUCGUCUGCUCUCUCCACCCAGUCUGUGGGCGCUUAUCUGGCUGCCCUGGUAGCGCUAUGUCUUCUUGCAUGGUUCAACCGCUUCCUCGCUGCCCUUCGCUACCAGAUUGAGGCCACGCAACCCCUCAGUUCUGGUUCCAGUCGCUUCCCCCUGCAGUCGUUUCCAACCGCGGAAGAAUGGGACGAUGGCAGCGCCAAUUCGGCUCCAAGUGCAGGCCUUAUUCCAGGCCAUGAGAAAUCCCAUGAGAGCAACGACCGGCUGCUCCCCCGCCUUGUUUGCCCCUUCCCCACAUGGGCUGCGUCGAGACCGUGGCGCUGGCGCAUCGAUGGCCUAAACACACUCCUCGAAGGGAUUCGGUCCUUAACUGGCUAUCUGCUAAUGUUAGCCGUCAUGACCUUCAACCUCGGGGUUCUGGCCGCGAUUGUGGCAGGGGUCAUGGUCGGGGAGCUCACUCUCGGUCGUUUCUCCCAUUCGGCUCAGUCGGCAUGGCAGGAUGGGGCCUGCCAUGAUGAUUAG
This is a messenger RNA of Aspergillus brunneoviolaceus CBS 621.78, 597 nucleotides long. RefSeq names its product putative copper transporter crmD (gene crmD). The transcript has 2 exons. The coding region runs from base 1 to 597 and encodes 198 amino acids. Lineage: Eukaryota; Fungi; Ascomycota; Eurotiomycetes; Eurotiales; Aspergillaceae. The record is from RefSeq and is a predicted model, not a curated record. Gene Ontology annotation, biological process: copper ion transmembrane transport; intracellular copper ion homeostasis. Gene Ontology annotation, cellular component: plasma membrane. Gene Ontology annotation, molecular function: copper ion transmembrane transporter activity.